AAUAUAUCGUUUCAAGAUAAUUUAGUAUUACACAAUGGUUUCCCACUCGCUUACGUUGCCAAUGAUCUGUUUCACAACGCUAUGGGGGCUCGUUGGAGUGGUUGCCCCUUUCUUCGUGCCUAAAGGACCCAACAGAGGAGUCAUCAUCACAAGUUUGAUACUGACAGCGGUGUGCUGCUAUUUAUUCUGGUUAAUAGCAAUUCUGGCCCAAGCAAACCCUCUGUUUGGACCUCAGUUGAAAAAUGAAACCAUCUGGUAUCUGCGAUAUUUCUGGGAAUAAAUUCAGGAUCUUAUCUUCCUGUCUUUCGAGGUUUUGGCCACAAUUCCGUCAGUCCAUUCACCUGAGAUUUCCACUCCACUCUAUGUCAUUCCAAAUCCAGUACCUGUGUGGUGCAUCUCACUAUUUCUCUUCAAUCAAGCUACGUUUCUUUUAUCCGGUCCUUUUGAAGCUAGGAAAAUGAUGUUGUGUUUAUUUGAAAUGCACUGAAUGACCUUCUUUUGAGUGCUCAGGUCUUUAAGUGCAAUGAUAAAAAAAAUGACUGAAUAUGUCUGCAGUGUAGGAUAAAGUUUAUUGUCGUAAUAAGGUACAUUUGAAUGCUGUACAGCAAGUGUGUGUAUUCAUUGAAUGGAAUUCGAGGAGUUCCAGUUUUAUUUGACAAAAUUUAAAUCUCUAUUGUAGAAGUGGAUAUUUAGAUUAAUCACUGUAUCAUUCCUUGUUACGUAAUGACUGACAAACAUCUCCUGUGACUGUACUGUAUAUGGUUAAAGAUCUUGUUGAUGUGUAUUCCUCACAAAAUGUGCAAUCACAUUGUUUUACUUUACAAGUUGUUGUUGUGUUGUUUUGUUUUGUUUUACAUUGUUGUGUUUUUUAAGUUAUUGCUUAUUUUUAUCAGAUCAGAGUUAUUUAUUUCUAAGAGCACCGCAUAUGCUUCCGCAUUGACCUAUGUCAAAUGACAUGUGUAUGUACCAUUGUUAUUUGUGUAUGAGUGUAAUUUGGAGAAGUUCAUGACUUGUACUGACUGGGAUAUUGGUCAGAAAACAAUAUGAUCAAUGUAAACUUUCCAUCUCUUAAAUCUUGUCUAUCAAAACGACCUUAACUUUUUUCUUUUUCCCCUGUAUGUGUUUUCCCAGUAUACUUCCUGAAUGCAUAGCGAGGGCUGUUUCCAUAGAAAUCGCAGUGACUGUCGAUGGUUACAGUAGCCUUACUGUCAUCUUGACCCUGCUUGGUAAACACGGCUCAGUACUUUUCACUGCAUUCCUGCAACUCUCCCUGUUCAGCUAUGGAAAAUCUAUCCAUCUCUAAUCUGGUGGGAGCUGCUGCCUAGCCAAAAAAGGAAAGGAAGUAAAAAGAUAUACAGCUGCUUUAGUAGAAAGACCAAAUCAUUUCUUCUUUUAAUUUAUUCCUCUUCAUACAGUGGAAACACUAGUUUAUCAUAAAGGGAAUAGAUAUUACUGUAACGGAGCCCAGCUGUUUGCUGUGAUAGUUCACUUGGUGUGUCACAGGGUACUGCGAUUGUCAUGGAAACGUCACGGAUAUAUGGGGUCCUAAUGACUCAGCAGCAGGAGUGAAAACAAACCCAUAGU
Messenger RNA from Chanos chanos (milkfish), 1584 nucleotides. RefSeq names its product ATPase H+ transporting V0 subunit e2 (gene atp6v0e2). The coding region runs from base 35 to 280 and encodes 81 amino acids. Gene Ontology annotation, biological process: proton transmembrane transport. Gene Ontology annotation, cellular component: proton-transporting V-type ATPase, V0 domain. Gene Ontology annotation, molecular function: proton-transporting ATPase activity, rotational mechanism. NCBI's taxonomy places the organism in Eukaryota, Metazoa, Chordata, Actinopteri, Gonorynchiformes, Chanidae. The record is from RefSeq and is a predicted model, not a curated record. The transcript has 4 exons.